Penicillium mononematosum is the source of this 948-nucleotide messenger RNA. Its product is annotated as PhzF family phenazine biosynthesis protein. Lineage: Eukaryota; Fungi; Ascomycota; Eurotiomycetes; Eurotiales; Aspergillaceae. The record is from RefSeq and is a predicted model, not a curated record. Gene Ontology annotation, cellular component: cytoplasm. The transcript has a single exon. Gene Ontology annotation, molecular function: isomerase activity. Gene Ontology annotation, biological process: biosynthetic process. Bases 1 to 948 code for a protein of 315 amino acids.
AUGACUCACCUUAAAUUCGUCACCCUCGAUGUCUUCACAUCAACACCUUACUUCGGAAACCCGCUAGCAGUAGUUUUCCUUCCAGAUGACGACUCAACCGCUCUCACCCAGAGCCAGAAGCAAACCAUCGCACGGGAAUUCAAUCUAUCGGAGAGUAUUUUCGUGCACCCAGUACGCGAGAAGAGCAAGCGCACCAUCGACAUCUUCACUACAGACUGCGAAAUCCCCUUCGCAGGCCAUCCCACCAUUGGCGCAGCCUCCUGGUUCCUGAGCCACUCAGUCGACCCCGCUGAUGGCGAUGGCGUCACCACCCUCGCGACCAAGUCCGGCGAUAUCCCCAUCUCUGUCCAGAAUCGCGAGGCCAAAUACGUUGCUGCGCAGGUUGCGCACAAUACGCGCAUCCAUACUGCGCGGUUUAGCUUGAAGGAGCUGGUGACGCUGCACCCGACGCUGUCGCCGUUUUUUACACGACCAGAUGUUACUUUCCCGCUCUUUUCCAUUGUCAAUGGGAUGAGUCAGUUGUUUAUUGAGCUUCCUUCGCUUGAGGCGUUGGCUGCUGUUACGCCUGCAACCGGCGGUGAGCUGGUUUCUGCUGAUUAUCUUGAUGAGGGGUGGAGGUCUGGGUUGAUCUGUGUGUACUUCAUUGUUCGAGAUGUUGAGGAUAGCGUCACGAAGAAGAAGGUCAUUCGGUCCAGGACGAUACUGGGAACCCUGGAAGAUCCAGCUACUGGCAGUGCGGCUAGUGGGCUGGCGGCGUACCUAACACUCACGGAGGGCAAGGCUGGUCAGAAUUAUCAAUACCAUGUUGUGCAGGGUGUUGAAAUGGGCCGCCGCAGUGACAUUGGUGUUGGGGUUACGUUGGAUGGCGACAAGAUGGUUGAACAGGUUGUGCUGACAGGCACUGCUGUUAGCGUGUCUGAGGGAAAGGUGCUGGUUCCUGCUCACUGA